Molecule: messenger RNA, 6065 nt
Organism: Gadus macrocephalus (Pacific cod)
Lineage: Eukaryota; Metazoa; Chordata; Actinopteri; Gadiformes; Gadidae
Exons: 15
Coding region: 1198-5316 (1372 amino acids)
Molecular function (GO): protein binding; zinc ion binding
Source: RefSeq, a predicted model, not a curated record
CCAAAUGCUUCUUCUCUGUUCUGUUCUUUUUGGGAUAUUCUUUAACUGAAGGUCUUUCCACUUUAAAUUGAUCUCAGAUCAGUCAUGUUUAGAUAUUGAAUCCCAGCCGAUUUGUAUCAGAAUAGGUUAGUUUUGUUUAAAAAAAGUAGACCUCUAUAAAGACAAAUCUUGGGAGCUCUAUCCCUUUAUCUCAGAGUUGAUGAACUCUUGGCGAUAUACAGAUUUCAAUAUAUAUAGUCUCAUGAGAGCUGUAUUGUACAGUAUGUGUGGAACUGCUGAACCCAAACUGCUGUUUUCUUUUGAAUGUCACAAGACAUGUCUACGUAGCUGUCCAACCUGAAUGUUCACAUACCAGACAUUCAUUCUCACACAGUGGUGGGAAAGACAAAAGAUUAUAUAGAACUCCCUGGUCGGUGUGAGCUAUGUGCUAGCAAUGGGGUGUGUUGUGUUUAAAGCUGACUGUUGUGAAUAUUACCUGGUAGGCUAAUUGUGGUCUCUGAUUGCAUAACCUACAACGUGCACAUUUGAGAAAUUUCCUCUCAAGGAUUAGCAGUAAACAUGCCAUAUUCAUGAACGUACGUGCUACGACACAAAUAAAUAGACAUGAGAAGGGAUUAGGGGUGAAGGGACAAACCACCACCACAUUCAUCGCUCCACCUCCCACACCCACCAUCCCCUAAACUCCAUAACCUGAACUCGUAUUGAUAAAAGUUGAUUUAAUCAACUAUCAUCAAUACGAAAUAUAUCAACAAAAAUACAUAGCGUUUAUCCUCGUUUAAUUGUGUGAUAUACUUGUCACUGCCAGCAAACAUUUAAAUGCGUCUGAACGUCACUGAUUUGGGCUAGGCUAGUUAUUGGUCAUUCGAAAUAAGGCCCUCCUCCAAGUCAGGGGCGGCGGCCACGUUGAAGUCAAUGUAAGCUUGCUAACUUUUUGCGGUCUAUCAAGCAGAGACAGCUUUUAAUUGGCGCAAGAAAAUUCGCCCUCCGGUCGCACCAGUGUGCGCCCCAGGCCAAUGGUAUCACUUUUCUUUUUUGUUAUCAUCACAUGAUUGGACAAUUCAGCGAAUCAACCAAAUAGGAUACCUCCCUCAGCAGCAAUCGCGCAACACAACUAGAGAGAAGAGAUAGAUCGUUAACUAGCAGAGAGUUGUUAGCACUUUUCCCCCUUUUCAGUGGAGGAAUUGGACUCCCCAAGCAAUGGUAUACUUAAAAGGAGCAAGUGCCGCCCGCAGCCCCGCAGGGCUCCUCUCGGAGGACCAGUUUAUGUGCUCCAUCUGCCUGGAGGUGUUUGUGGAGCCCGUGUCCACGCCGUGCGGCCACAGCUUCUGCAAGGCCUGCCUGCAGGGCUACUGGGACCACAGCAAGAAGUCCCUGUGCCCCAUGUGCAAGAAGAGCUACUCCAAGCGGCCCGAGCUCAGCGUCAACCGCGUGCUGGCGGAGAUCUCCACCCAGUUUCUGGGGCUGAACGUGGGCGGCGCUGGCGGUGGCGGAGACGGUGUGGACGGAGGGGCCGGGUCGCGGGGGUCCACCCUGAACCUGAGCUCCGGCGCGGGGGCGGGCGGGAGCCUGAGAGACGGGGGCUCGCCGUCGCGAGGAGGAGGAGGCGGGGCCGACACGAACGGGGACUUUGCCCGCGAGGGGGAGGUGCCGUGCGACGCCUGCAUCGGGAGGAAGGUGAAGGCGCUGAAGUCGUGUCUGAACUGCCCCGGCUCGUACUGCGAGACCCACCUGCGCCACCACAAGAAGGUGAAGUCCAUGUCCUCCCACCGUCUGGUGGAUCCCACCUUCCACCUGGAGGAGAAGAUCUGCAAGAAGCACCAGCGACUGACGGAGCUGUACUGCCGCACCGACAACGCCUGCAUCUGUCCCGCCUGCGCCGACACCGUCCACAAGGCCCACGAGGUGGUGUCCGCCGACCGCGAGUUCAAGAAGCAAAUGGCUAACUUGUCAAAGAGAAGGUCAGAGGUCAAACAUCUAAUCAAAGAGAGGACAAAGAAACUGGAAGACAUCAAGCAGUCCAUCAGGGUCAUCAAGGCCAACGCGCAGAAGGAGCUGGAGGAGAGCUGGCAGGUGUACGCCGAGCUCCAGCGGCUGGUGGAGCAGAGCCAGGCGGAGCUGGUGGAGCUCAUCGCGUCCCGGCAGCGGGAGGCGGAGCGCCACGCCCAGGAGCUGGCCCGCGGCCUGGAGAACGAGCUGAGUGUGCUCAGGAGGAGCAGCAGCGAGCUGGAGGCCUUCGCCCACACCCAGGACCGGAUCGUCUUCCUCCAGAGCGCCGCCGGGCUGCCGCCGCCGCUGGAGCCUCUGGACUGGUCGACGGUCAGCGUGAGCACGGACCUGUACCUGGGCACCGUGCGCUCCUCGGUCGGCGGGCUGGUCGACAAGUUCCAGGUGGAGCUCCAGAGGCUGUACGGGAAAGAGCUCAGGAAGCUGCAGAACUACGCAAGCGAGGUGAUCCUGGACCCGGGCACCGCCCAGAAGAGCCUCGUGCUCUCCGAGGACGGCCGGCAGGUGCGCUACGACGAGAGGAAGUCGUCGCAGACGGAGAGCUCCCGGCGCUUCAACCCGGCGCUCUUCGUGCUGGCCCGCGAGGGCCUGGCGUCCGGACGCCACUACUGGGAGGUGGAGGUGGGCCGCAAGACGGCGUGGACGCUGGGCGUGGCCCGCGGCUCGGCCCGACGCAAGGGCGACAUCAACCUCAGCCCCGAGGGCGGCUUCUGGUGCCUGUGGCUGAAGAACGGCGAGAUCAAGGCGCUGGCGUCCAGCCGCGUGCCGCUGACGGCCGCGUCGCAGCCCGCCAAGGUGGGGGUCUUCCUGGACCACGACGGCGGCCAGGUGUCCUUCUACGACGCCAAGAGCCGCCUGCACCUCUACACCUUCGUGGACACCUUCAGCGAGAGCCUCUACCCCAUCUUCAGCCCCUGCCUGGUCCAUGAGGGCAAGAACGCGGCCCCCCUUGUGAUCGGCCAGAUCAAAGUGUGUGUGUGUUUCUGCGAGAGAGAGAUACUGAGUGAGUGUUUUUGUGCGUGUGUAUUAGUGUCUACGUGCUUGUGCGUGUUUGUGUGCGUGUGUUUGUGUGUGUCAGUAUGUGUCUGUGUGCCAGCAGUGUCGUGUGUCAGUGUCCAGCAGAGAACUUGCAGCAGCUGCUCCCAGCAGGUCUCCAUGCCGCGGCCUCCCCCCCAGGUGGCUAACUUGCUGCUGAAUAUGACCCUGCCUCUCCGCUGCGCAGGAAUGGCCGCCAACGCCACCUCCAACAACGGCAACACGAACGCCGGCAACCUGUCGGAGGAGCAGGUGCACUGCUCCAUCUGCCUGGACGUCUUCACCAACCCCGUGUCCAUCCCCUGCGGACACAACUUCUGCCAGAGCUGCAUCCUGGGCUACUGGAGGACCGGCCCGCCGUCGUACCAGUGUCCCAUGUGCAAGAAGAGCUUCGCCAAGCGGCCCGACGUCAGCGUCAACACCGUGCUCCGCGAGAUCGCCCAGCAGUUCAAGGAGAUCCGCGUGAGCAGCGCCGAGAAGAGGAGGUGCGAGGAGCGGCGGCAGCAGGAGGAGGAGGAGGAGAAGAGGUGGGGAGCGGAGAGGAGGAACGAGGGCGAGGACGAGGAGCAGCUCCUGCAGGAGGACAAGCGGGAGCAGCUCCUGGUGGAGCUGAAGGAGAGACAGGCGGAGGAGCGGAGGAGGCGCGAGGAGAAGGGGAAGAAGCCCCGCGCGGGGCUCCAGGACGAGCUGCCGCCCCUGGUCCCGCCCUCCUCCUCCUCCCCCCCCCCCUCCGGCCUGAAACCCUCCCCCUCUCCGCCGCCCCCGCCGGGGGUCGAAGGGGCGUCCGUCCCCCGGACCACGCCCGAACGCCCCCCGCGGCCGGCGCACUCCAGGACCUCCUCGACCCCGCCCUCUCCCAGAACCCCGGCUCCUCCUCCGACCCCGCCGACCCCGCCCAGCCCCGUCUUCGCGCCCUGGGCGGCGGAGGAGGUGCUCUGCGACGUGUGCCUCGGCGAGGACCGCCCCGCGGCCGAGAAGUCGUGCCUGGUGUGUCUGACGUCGUACUGCGGCGAGCACCUGCGCUCCCACACGGCGCGCUUCACCAAGCACAAGCUGAUCCAGCCCGUGGCCAACAUGGCGGCGCGCAUGUGCCCCAAGCACGAGCGCCUCCUGGAGCUCUUCUGCAAGAAGGAGCAGACGUGCGUGUGCGUGCUGUGCACCGAGACGGACCACCGGUCGCAUUACACCGUGCCCGUCGAGCGCGAGUGGAUGGACAAAAAGGCACAGCUGAAGAGGGUGGAGUUGGAUGUGCAACAGAUGAUCAGCGAGAGGCAGCAGAAAGUGGAGGAGAUCAAGAAAUCGGUUGACCACUAUAAAGCAAGCGCGGCGCGGGAGGUGGAGGAGUGCGGGGCGGUGUUCGCGGAGCUGGUGCGUGUGAUCCAGCGGGCGCAGGCGGAGAUGGUGCGGAGCGUGGAGGAGGGGCGGGGCCAGGCUGAGCGGCGGGCCCAGGGCCUGGUGGCCGCCCUGGAGCAGGAGAUCGCAGAGCUCCAGCGCCGCAACACGGACCUGGAGAGCCUGGGCCGCACCGACCACAUCCACUUCCUGCAGAGUUUCCCAGCAUUCAGUGCGUCUCCGAUUGUGAAGGACUGGUCUGGAACCAGUGUUCCCACGGAUACCAGCAUCGGAGCCAUCCGCAGGGCGGUUGCUAAGCUACAGAGCGUGCUCGACGCAGAGAUAGACAAGCUGGCAGACGGCGAGAUCAAGAAGCUGGGGAAAUACACAGCCGACCUGACCCUCGACCCCGACACGGCCAACCCCUGGCUGCAGCUGUCCCAGGACCGGCGGCAGGUGCGCCACCUGGGGGCGUGGCAGGACCUGCCCGACACCCCCCACCGCUUUGACACGGUGGUCAUCGUGCUGGGCCGCGAGGGCUUCGCCGCCGGGCGCCACUACUGGGAGGUGGCGGUGGGCGAGAAGGACGACUGGUACCUGGGCGUGGCCCGCUCCUCCGUCAAGAGGAAGGGCCGCAUCGCCGUCAGCGUCGCCCAGGGUUACUGGGCGCUGGCCAUGAAGAAGGGCCAGGAGUACCGCGUGUCCACGGCCCCGCCCUCCCUGGUGACCCUUGACCCCCGGCCGAAGCGCGUGGGCGUGUACGUGGACUGCGAGGAGGGCCAGGUGUCCUUCUACGACGCUAAGGCCCGCAAGCACAUUUACACCUUCUGGGAUACGCUCGGAGAGAAGGUGUUCCCCUUCUUCUACCUGUACUGCUGCGACAAGGCCUCCGACACCAUGGUGAUCUGCCCGGCCGGCCACAAGGCAGCGCUCAAACACACCUGAGGUACCAGGAGCCCAUCCAGUUCUGCCCGGGGCCGGGAAGAACUGGAUGGGAAGAUAAAGAUUUUACGUUGCUUAAUGUGUUGUUUUUAAAAUAUACUUGAAAGAAUGUUUCUGAUCUUAUUCAAUUGUGUAAAGUUGUGAUGGUGUGUGACUGAAUGUAUCCAUCUUAUUUUAUUGACUAUUUCCUGCAAAACUACUUAAAACUUUAAAGCCGAAUGUUGGGGCAAAAACGAUUAUUCAAAAUGUAAACGUUUUUAUUUUUUUCUUUCUUUAUAGUUUCAUACUAAUUCAGGCAUACCAAAACCGAUUACAUUUUCUUCUAUUUUAGUAUUUCAACUUAAACUUAAAUUUUAGGGCAUAUUUUGGACUAUUAUAUUUCAAAAUGUUGACCGUGAUAAGUAAUUUCAAACAAUAAAUCUCACUGAAGGGAGGUCAUUGUCAUUUUGGAAACCUCUCUUUUAGAUUUCUAUUCUCAAACUGGAUGUCCACAUUAGCAACUGUCUGUGGUGUGAUCUGAGAUCAAAUCAAAAUAAACUACAGAAAGACCUUCUAGUCUUUCUGCCCUGUGGCAGCAGCAGAUGUUCCUGUAACCUAUCAUACUUUCAGAGACAAACAAAGUGAUGUUAUCUUAUUUCAUAAUCAUAUGGGUUGCUUCUCCCUCCUGUCUCUUUACAAGUUAUAUAGAAACAUCAAUUUCAAGAUGAGGGACUAGAGUAGUUAAGGAAAAUGUGUUCUCCUUUCAAUAAAGA